This is a messenger RNA of Vespa crabro (European hornet), 528 nucleotides long. RefSeq lists its product as uncharacterized. The annotation marks the transcript as partial. NCBI's taxonomy places the organism in Eukaryota, Metazoa, Arthropoda, Insecta, Hymenoptera, Vespidae. The record is from RefSeq and is a predicted model, not a curated record. The transcript has 2 exons.
UAUAUUGUUUGUUACAGCUUCUUGAAAAAAGUAACGGAGAUUGUACAGUACAUGUGCCUAGCGGAAAUACUUUCUUGCAUGCUCAGUAUUUGUGUCGUCUUUUACGCUUUAAAUAGGUUCAAAUCUAUCGUUCGAAAAUUUUAUUUCAAUUCGUACGAAAAUCACGUUCAUUUCGAACUUUUUAAUAUCGUAUUAAAUUUAAAUAGAAUGAAUAAUAAAUACAUAGGCAUAUAUUACUCCUUUCAUAAUAGACAUAACUCGUUAAUAAAUUUACAGGAUUAUACUUACAGCGUAAUAUCUUUAAUAGGGUAUUCGACAAUCAUCAUAUCGUUCACUUACAACCUUUUCAUUUUUUGUUACAUUGGAGAACUUCUGGAUACUCAGGUAUUUUUUUAAUCAAUUUUUAAUUUGUAAUAUUUCUAAUCAAUUUUUAAUCGGUUUUUCUACGAAUUUCCUAUAUUUCUUUGUCAUAAUCGAAAUUUAUUCUCCAGAAUAUGAAAGUCAUAGCAAUUUCAAGAACGCUCGAUU